This is a messenger RNA of Tinamus guttatus (white-throated tinamou), 382 nucleotides long. The record is from RefSeq and is a predicted model, not a curated record. NCBI's taxonomy places the organism in Eukaryota, Metazoa, Chordata, Aves, Tinamiformes, Tinamidae.
AGGAGCAUCACAUAAAGGCAAUUCAUGAUGCCAUGGCAGAAUUUGAAACACUGACUUGUAUUAAUUUUGUGAAGCGCAAGACAGAACGUGACUAUCUCAACAUUAGAUCUGCUGAUGGUUGCUGGUCCAACUAUGGAAAAGUAGGAGGUGGACAGACUGUCUCUGUGAUGAAAGGAGGCUGCAUGUGGAAAGGAAUAAUUCAACAUGAGCUGGACCAUGCCCUGGGUUUUUUGCAUGAGCAUUCUCGAAGUGACAGGGAUAAAUAUGUAAAGAUCAUGUGGGAGUACAUCAGCAUGGCUGACAGAGCAGACUUCAGGAAAUUUGAAAACUCCAAUAACCUGGGUCUUCCAUAUGACUAUUCCUCAGUAAUGCACUAUGGCCC